AUCUAAGUACACAUAAUACCGCAUUUGAGAUUUUUUCGUAUUUAUCUUUUAUUUUUGCCGCUAUUAACUCGUUAUAAUGUUUUGUUCUCGUAAGAGAACCUAAUUAUCAAUGGCAAACAGUGAUGGAGUUCAAUGAAUGUCGACCAAAUGAGGUAUUGGACCCGGUUGAUUUAGAGUUCUAUUCGGAAAGAUCUCGCACACCGAGUCCUGCCCCUGUGCUCACUACAAACGUAUGUUGCGACUUGGAAGACAUAUUGAGCGACGCCAUAUCAGAGUCCCUCCAGGGUUCACUAAGAGUAAGCCGAAGUCAAUUAAUAAAUCAAGAACUAACAAUAAGACCAGAAGCAAAUAUUGAGUCAAACGUUCCAGAAGAGCUUGAUCUUUACAAAGUUAUAUUUGAAGUUGAAAGUGAUUCUGAAGCAAAGAUGGGCGACUUAGAUGGUGCCACUGCUGCUGUUAAAAACGACACUUCUAAAAGCCAGGACUCAUGCCGUUUGGUCGGCGGGUCGAAGUUCUACGAGAUGUUGGAUGGGUCACAGGCGGCUGACACCGCCACGCCCUCGCCCACUGAGAAGCAGGACCACAUGAAACCCAUUGAGAGCGAUGAUGAAGUAUCAGACGUGGACCAGGAUUGCACCGUGUUCUGUGGGGUGAGCUACCUCGGAGCGCAGAACAUCGCCGACCCCAAGUCUGAGCAGGACAUCCAGCGCAUCAUGCAGGAGCUCAGCUCAAUGCCGGAGAAUAGAGACGGCAUCGCUGUCUCUAUAUCCAUACCCGUUUGUUCCCAGGGACUUGUCGUCCUAUACCAAGCGGACAGUAAUAGCGUGAUGACGCGGUAUGCGGUGAAUCGCAUCUCGUUCUACGCACGUGGUGCAGCCGGCUCACCUGUCGCCUCCUGCUUCGCCUUCACCUGGUCCCACGGCGAGACCAAGGAGUCAGCCGUCUACCGCUGUCAUGUAUUCAGGUGUCACAUCGCGGAGGCGGUCAAUCAAGUCUCUAGUUGUUUCGCAAAAGCAUUUGAGCGCAUUCCGCGAUCAAUGGCGUCAUCACUAGUGGGCGAGUUGAGCGCAGCGCCUUCACUGACUGGCUCGCUGACUGAGACAGUGGGGCCAGCGCCUCCAAUGCAGCUCAUGCAUGUACUGGAAUGUACAGUUGACUUGAAGGAAACAGAUGCCAAGGGUACUUAUAGUCAUGUGCCAAAGGAACGUCUCGGCUUCAAACUGAGGGGAGGCAUUGAUAAGCAGGUCACCAUCAAUGUGCAACAAGUCACCAACAAUGUGCAGCCUGAGAUGGAUGACUCUCAGAUGUCGUAUACCGGCGGGUUAUACAUAGAACGAUGCUUUGGUAUACUUCUCGCUCCGGGACGCAGUGUCAAACAUUCCGAUAUGAGAUUACUUGAAAUGGUGAGCGGUGCAUCAGGUGGUUCAGGUUGCUCGGUGUGCGCGCUGUGGAAUGCAGGCGAGGCCGCGCUCGCUGCCUUCAACGUGGCGAGUGGUGAUGGCGCGCCUGCAUACAUGUCGCUAGCUUUGGACCUUGUUAUUAGAGGCAUUAGAGAUCCUCUCAGAUUGGUUAUAGAAACACCAGUGAAAGUUUACCCGCCAACAGAAAGGUUCUGGUACUAUUCGAAGCGACCUCUGGUGCAACAGUUUUAUAUCAAUUUGAAAGAGUCGCUGGAUGUACUAGGACAACUGCAAUACGAGGUUGCGAGUGUGGAAACUUCUGGAGAAUUAGACAGAUCUCGUCUGAACUUGCCGCUGUCCUUGUCUAAUCUAUUGCCGUCUCCCUUGUCCAGUGCGCCUGCGCCACCUUCGCCAUCGGAACCCGAUUCUGAUGGCGACGAGCCACUUUUGAGUGGAACUGGCGAAGUGUCUAAAGAUUGCGGAGUUGAUGUUCUCGAAAACUGGGCGCAAGUGUUAAGAAAUUGGAUAGGUCCACGUCCGCGCGCGCUGAGCCAGCUGGUGCGUGUGGGCGUGCCGGAGGCGCUGCGCGGUGAGGUGUGGCUGCGACUGGCUGGUGUCGACCAGAACGACAAGCUCAUGGAGACCUACAGGACCCUCAUCAGCAAGGAGUGUCCGUUCGAGGCGGUGAUCCAGCGUGACAUAGCGCGCACGUUCCCCGCACACGACUUCUUCCGCGAGGCGGGCGGCCUGGGACAGGACUCGCUGCUGCGUAUGGCGCGCGCGUAUGCCGUCUACGACCACGAGGUCGGCUACUGCCAGGGGCUCAGCUUCCUCGCCGCCACCUUACUGCUGCAUAUGCCGGAGGAGCAAGCGUUCUGUCUCCUGGUGCGUCUGAUGUACGGCUACGGGCUGCGCGAGCUGUACAAGGACGGCUUCGAAGCGCUCUACAUGAGGCUACAUCAAUUGGAUAGAUUGAUGGAGGAGCAACUGAAUGAUCUUCGAGCUCAUUUCCAAGAGCUGGGCGUGGAACCUCACAUGUUCGCGUCUCAGUGGUUCCUCACAGUGUUCACCGCGAGGUUCCCUUUGCCAUUGGUGUACCACAUUCUGGACGUGUUCCUGCUGCAAGGUAUGGACACGCUGUUCCAAGUUGCGCUGGCGCUGCUCUCGCGUUCCCGCAAGGACCUGCUACAGCACGACUUUGAGGGCGUGCUCAAAUAUUUUAGAGUAACAUUACCGAAGAAAUGUCGUGCGGAAGAGUCCUCCCGUCAAAUUGUAAAACUGGCCUGCAGUAUCAAAGUGAAGAGGCUGCAAAAGUAUCAACUUGAAUACGAGAAAUUCAUCAAAGAAUCAGCAGAAAAGGAGAAGAUAAAUGUUGAACUGGAAAGUCUGAAGGUGAGCUGCGGUCAGCUGCAGCAGGAGAAAGAGUCAUUGGAAUCACAGCUUACACAGAAUCGUAGCGCAUUAGAGGAAAUGCAAAAGGAGUCUGUACACUACGCGGCGGUAGCGCGUGACUACCGCGAGAUCUGCGCGCGGCUUGACAAGCAAGUGCAUCAAAUGCAGGAAUAUGUCAAAAACUGUGUAAAUUGCAGCGUCAAACUCGCGCAGAAAGAUAACAAAGAAGAGUGCGAGCAGAAGGGGGGCGAGGAGAAAGUGGAAGGUUCCAGCGAGACUGAGGCGCGGCUGCGGCAGCGCGUCCGGGACCUCGAGCUCGAGCUGGCGCAGGUGAAGCUCGCCCAUGUGCAGGCACAGUGCAGCAACCAGGAACUAAGCCACCAGCUGAACGCUGCCCUCAACGAGAUGCAGAUGAACCAGAAGCAAUCGGUGACGCCGUGGCUCGUGCGCACGCUCGGUUCCAUAAUGGAGGCGGCUCAGAACAGACCCUCAUUCCAGACUUAUUUACCCAAUAUGAAUCAAGAACCAGCAACGAUACAAAGGCAAGGCUCUCUAACUAACGUUCAAACUCAGUCCCAUUCUAUCGCGGACAGGCGUGUCUCUGAACCUUACAGUCCCGACGUAGUCAGGAGGAAGAAAGAUCUCAAUACAAAACGACAUUCAAUGCUCGUCGAAUCCAAUAUAACCAAAGAGGCUAAGGAACUCAAUCGACGGAGCCAUCAUGACGUCACAAUUGUCAAAAACCUGUCAAUGGGUUGACGUAAGCGUUCCGUUUCACAACUGUCACAUCUAUGUUAGUGUUGCCUGUAAAUAUUGUUGCGCCAUGGGGCCAUCGCUUCACCCGAGCGUCAGGGUUGCCAGAUAAAAGACGUAGUAUAAAAUGUAUAUUUUACUAUGUUUAGGAAGCUUUUUACGCACCGGUUAUCCUAGUCCUAAUAUAAAGCUUUCUCUUUAUAUACCAAAAGAGUUGUCCACGCAGGAUCUGGCAACUCUGAGUUGUCAUAGAUUAAAAAUUAACCGAAUAUAUGAAAAUUAUGAAUACCAUUUUGCAAUAUAAGUGCACAUACUGUACCGCUAGUCAAUACGG
Papilio xuthus (Asian swallowtail) is the source of this 3879-nucleotide messenger RNA. RefSeq names its product GTPase activating protein and centrosome-associated (gene GAPcenA). Lineage: Eukaryota; Metazoa; Arthropoda; Insecta; Lepidoptera; Papilionidae. The record is from RefSeq and is a predicted model, not a curated record. The transcript has 25 exons. The coding region runs from base 123 to 3551 and encodes 1142 amino acids. Gene Ontology annotation, biological process: regulation of GTPase activity. Gene Ontology annotation, molecular function: small GTPase binding; GTPase activator activity.